Messenger RNA from Ostertagia ostertagi, 312 nucleotides. The record is from the annotation of a GenBank genome assembly. Lineage: Eukaryota; Metazoa; Nematoda; Chromadorea; Rhabditida; Trichostrongylidae.
AUUAUUCACCUGAAGCGAUUCGAAUUUUUGAGAUCUGAAGGACGUAUGGGAAAAUGCAAGCGAGUCAUCACAUUCCCACUACGGCAGUUUGAUCCCGCACCAUUUGUGGAUGGUAACGGCGAGAAAAGCAAGUACGAGUGCAUAGCGAUUGCUAACCACUAUGGACAGUUGUCGUCGGGACAUUUCGUGGCGUAUGCUCGUGGUAAUGACGAAAAAUGGCUAUUGCUCAACGACUGCUCUGUCAGAGAAGUUACGGAAGAAGAGGUAGAUCGUGCCGGUGCGUAUCUUUUGUUCUUCGAGAGGAAGGAUUGA